AUGGUUCUCGCUCUGACCUGGCGACUAGCAACACCCACCGCCCGGCGCUCGACAUUCUUUCCUCCUUGCGUUCCUGGUCUUCACCACGUGAUCACCACUUCACCACGCUUCCGCUCCCACACCAUGGCUCCUCCUGCUGCUGUUCGUUUGUCGUCGUCCAAAUCCGCCGGCGGUGCGAUGCAGAUGCAGAUUGACGACCUGAUCGAGAUGCCCCGACCUGGCAUAGCGCUUCCCAACCCUUCGGGAUCGUAUGCGCUGUGGCCAUCGUCGACCUUUUCCUUCAAGCACGGUGGGCAAACCAACAAGGCCAUCUAUGCCGUGGAUCUCCAACAAAAAGGAUCGGCCACCACCACGUCGACGGGAGCGAGCGCGUCGUCGCCUCGAUUGGUGCUCGACCACCUCGCCGACACCCAACUGGCGUGGAUCGACGAUCGCGUAUUCAUCUUUGUCCGAGCCGCACUCCCCGAGGGUGAAAGCCCCAGCCUCAACUCGCAAGGUCAACGAGUCGAUCAUCCCGUGGAUCUGAAUGACAAGGAGCGCUCCAAACGAAGGGCCGCCCUCGCAGACAAAGUUGAGGGGUCCGAGCUGUGGGCCAAACACGUCAUCACCGGCGAAGAGUACAAGGUCGCAGACCUCCCCGUCAGGUCAGUCGUAGCAUCCUAUGGCAUGAGGCAUGUAGACACAUGUCAAAGUUGACCUUCGUCAUUUCGAAUGCUGCACCAAAUCCACACACGCUGCUCUCAGCGUGUCCGAUCUCCAAGCGCUCAACACCUCGGACGACAAGACCGAGUCCGCCCUCUUGUCCUUCACCGCCAAAGUAUUCCCCGACGGUGACUUGUUCUCGGUCGCAAAGCACAAGAAGCAGCAGGCUCAGGACGCUCGUGGUUCCGACGUGCGAGGUGAGCUACUUUUCUAACCCUUGGCACAGAGCCCCAGCUCGCUCUGACCGCGUUCUUCCUCGAUAGUUUACGACUCGCUUUGGGUCCGUCACUGGGACGAGUGGUCCACCACGGUCGGUGAAAAGACGCAGAUUUUUGUCCUCCGCCUGACGAAGAACCCCGAAUCGCUCGACAACGAGCAAGCCGACGAACCCGAGGGCUUUACCCAAGUCGUUUCACCCGACAGCAAGUGGAGGGUCCUUCAUAGUCGAGGAACGGCGUUGACUGCUGCUCCGACCAAGGGAGGCAGUUCCAUGACGGUCUUGUCCCCUUUGGCCAAGACUCAGCUGGAGGCUACCGAUUACUCAAUCUCCAAGACGCGCAUCGUGUUCCAGGCCAAGGAUCCGCUCGUCAACAAGGCAAGUAUAAGCAGCGACAUCCCAACGAACCUCCUUAGGGGUCUCUUAGAGCAACCGUCUGAUUCAACGUUCUCGUGAGCUGUAGGCAUGGCACACUCGCACUCAGGUCUACCUCGUUCCUCUCGAUCCCAAGAAUGAGAAAGAUGCCGAACCUCGACAGAUCACCCUUGGCACCCAAGGAGCGGCCUCGUCUCCCGCUUUCUCCACCGAUGGCCAACGCGUCGCAUGGCUCGAGAUGCGCGAGGAUGGCUACGAAGCCGAUCGUAACCGCGUCAUGAUUUACGAGGUCGAAGCAAACAAGCGAUGGGGAGCGACCGAGGAGCAAUGGGACUGCUCGCCUUCCAAAGUCAUUUGGUGCCCCUGUGGCGAAAAGAUUUACCUCAUUGCUGAGGAUGCAGGCUACGGCAAAUUGUUUCAACUUGGAAUACCCAGGCCGUCCAAGCACGACGCAAGUUCCUUGAAGAAUCCCUCGCUGCCCGAACCUCACAAGCUUACGCAUCGUCAUACCGUCGCUGCCGCGAUCCCGUUGUCCACGAGCUUGCUGCUGCUGACGACGAACUCUUUCGUCGGUCCCAACGUCGUCUCGACCUUGACCAUCUCGGCGCCCAAGAAAGACUUGACCGAUGCAGUCAAGGUCGAAACAGAGGACGACCCGAACCCGGAUCGACCACCAACCACGCACCUGCAACGCAUCGCCUCCUUGACCGAUGACCUCGCCUCAACUCGCGGUUUAGACGAAGGUGAAUCCUUCUGGUUCGCCGGGUCCGAAGGGAUCCAAGUUCACGGGUGGAUCUUGUUCCCUCCUGAACUACAAGGAGGUGCCGAAGCAAGAAAGGCUUUGUUGGAAGAUGGGAAGGCGAAGAAGAAGUUCCCUUUGGCUUUCUUGGUGCAUGGGGGACCUCAGGGAGCAUGGACGGAUUCUUGGUCGACGAGGUGGAACCCCAAUGCAUUUGCGAGUCAUGGUUAUAUUACCGUCGCAAUCAAGUAAGUUCAUCUCAGACUGGCAAUUCUGUCGCCCACCUGCUCACCCACUGAGCUCAUAUUCCUCUGGCGAUCUCGAAAUAGCCCGACCGGUUCGACGGGCUACGGCCAAGAAUUUUGCGACCGCAUCAAGAAUCAGUGGGGUGGUCGCCCAUAUCAAGACCUCGUCGCCGGUCUUGACUUCGUCAAGCAAGCUUACCCCGAGAUCGAUGAUCAGCGCAUGUCGAUGCUCGGAGCAUCUUACGGAGGGUUCAUGGUACGUCGAUCCGUGUCACUAGUCUAUGCUUAUCGCUUGCUGACCAGCAAGGUCUCUGAGAACGGGCGUACAGGCGAAUUGGAUCCAAGGCCACAACUCCACCCUUGGCUUCAAGUGCAUCGUCUGCCAUGAUGGCGUCUUCAGUACACCCGGGGUAUGGUACACUACCGAGGAGUUGUACUUCCCCGAACACGAGUUUGGCGGAACGCCGUGGGAGGUGCCGGAGAAUUAUAGUCGGUGGAACCCGCAGAACCAUAUCUCGAAGUGGAAGACGCCUCAAUUGAUUAUUCGUGAGGCAUCUGGGCCAUGAACCCAUGUCAUUGUGAUGGUGAUGGAUCGACUGACACUGUUAUCCCGAAUGCGUCACAGACGGCGGCAAGGAUUACCGCCUCGUCGAAGGUGAAGGUCUAGCGGUCUUCAACACCUUACAACGUCUCGGCGUACCUUCGCGUCUCGUCUAUUUCGAGAGUGAGAACCACUGGGUCAUGGCGCCUCAUAAUAGUCGCCGUUGGCAUGAGGAAGUCUUUAAGUGGCUUGCUCACUGGACUUCCGACGAAUAA
Microbotryum saponariae is the source of this 3094-nucleotide messenger RNA. The record is from the annotation of a GenBank genome assembly. NCBI's taxonomy places the organism in Eukaryota, Fungi, Basidiomycota, Microbotryomycetes, Microbotryales, Microbotryaceae.